CUCUCAAGAUCUUGCAUUCCAACUCUGCAAUGGAUGGAGUGAUGGCACUGGCUUCACAAAGAGCAGUGGUGAUCUUCUCCGACAGCUCUUGCAGUAUGUGCCACAGUGUUAAGGAGCUCUUCAUAGGGCAACUGGGCGUCAAUCCUGCCAUUUAUGAGCUCGAUGAGGAUCCAAAAGGGAAGGAGAUGGAGAAGACUCUGGCAAGAAUGGUUCAGAGCAGCUCACCUUUACCUGCUGUGUUUAUAGGUGGUAAAUUGGUCGGCCCAACUGAUCGAAUAAUGUCUCUGCAUCUUAGUGGCAAACUUGUUCCUUUGCUUCGAGAUGCAGGAGCUAUCUGGCUUUAACAUCUUGGUUGUUAAAUGAGACUUAUUAUGAGGCCUGUUAUUAGGUAUGUGCUUGUUUUGUUGCUUGUUUGAAGAGUGUUGGUUUUGAUAAUGGAAAUAGAUCAAGUUUUGGGUUGAUGUUUGGUGAUGAUAUUAAGAUUAUUUAUCAUAAUCUUGUUGUAUGAUGAUUUUUUUUUUCGGGGUAAAAUUCACUAGU
This is a messenger RNA of Dendrobium catenatum, 540 nucleotides long. Its product is annotated as glutaredoxin-C1-like. NCBI's taxonomy places the organism in Eukaryota, Viridiplantae, Streptophyta, Magnoliopsida, Asparagales, Orchidaceae. The record is from RefSeq and is a predicted model, not a curated record. Gene Ontology annotation, molecular function: electron transfer activity; heme binding. The transcript has a single exon. The coding region runs from base 30 to 344 and encodes 104 amino acids.